Molecule: messenger RNA, 809 nt
Organism: Cyphomyrmex costatus
Lineage: Eukaryota; Metazoa; Arthropoda; Insecta; Hymenoptera; Formicidae
Exons: 4
Coding region: 179-751 (190 amino acids)
Source: RefSeq, a predicted model, not a curated record
UGACGACGUUACAUAAAAAACAGUCAUCACAAUCAAUCGACAUGGGAGAUUCGUUCAAUCUUUCUAAAGAUCGUUUAUCAUUCAAGUGAAGAAGAUCCGAAGCGGAUCGAGUUAUUUUUACUGUUGCCUGAUACCGAUUUUAUUCUUCUCAAAGACAUAGUCUUGUCUAAUAGCGAGGAUGAAGCGCUUAUACGUUGGAAUUGUAUUUUUCAUGUAUAUUUACGUGAUACAAGGCCAGGAUCUGAUAUUUCCAACUGAUGAGGAAACAUCCCAUGUUAGCGGUGGUAACUCUACGACGAUAACGGAACGUAUACCUGUAUCAAUACCGGAUAGUUGCCCGGAAAACAUGCUUCUUUACUCAGGCAGUAGUGCGAAGAAUUCCUGGGUGUGCGAUUGUAGGCCACGGUUCCUGUACUUUCCGUUAAAUGACUCCUGUUACGAAGCCUACAGACAGGGUCCCUGUUCAUAUAAGAAUUACGUCGUACUUCUAAAGAACGAGGUGGUUCCUCGUUGUGUGGAGAAUCCUUGCUCGGAAGACGGCAUAGUUCCAUAUAACGGUGUGUGUUAUCCUCUCAGAACUAUAGGUGGUCCGUGCGCGCCUACAGGAGUAUUAGGCGUGAACGAGACAACUUUUCAAUUGGAAUGUGUACCAUUGGACAUUGCAACCUUCAUGAUAAUAACGAACGUUCCCAAAAGAAUGUGUCCACCAGGCAGUCACAGAAACAUGCUUGGAAUAUGCAGAAAUGUAUGAAUAUAUAAAAGUCCUGAUCCAGUUUCACAUGCUGUUGUUUCUAUUGCUUAUUUUUAUA